AUGUUUAUGAGGAGCGGAUUGGUUGUGUAUGCCACAUUGGCGCUCAACCGAACGAAUAUCCCAAAGUGCUUUAAAUAUGUCAAUCUAGGUCGGGAAAUCAACGCGGUGAACGACUUUGCUCCGGAGCUCCGGAAAGAUAAUCUUCGCUUUGCUGAUAACGUCGUUCUUAUAACACCAAACAUUAGCCAAGCGGAACGAAUGCUUGACGACUUUGAUAAAACUUGUGGAAAGAUUGGUCUUCGAGUAAAUCUCACACAAACGGCGUUAAUGAAGGACGGUUUGGUUUCGCAUGCUCCAUUCACGCUCAACGGAGCGAAUAUUUCUAAAUGCUCCAGUAAUAUCUAUCUAACCCCACUCAGCGCUAUCGAACGUGCAGUCGAAAGGGCGAUACUAGGAGUAUCCCGUUUCACGCAAAUAAGGGAUGGGAUCGGAAGCCCCGACCUGCAUCAACGAUCAAAAAUCGAAGACGAAGUUUUGUACGCCAUACUGUCGAAGGUAAGGUGGGCUCGGCACGUAACGUGUAUGAAUGACAAGCGAUGGACAAGAGCCGUUAGUGACUGGAUUCUUCGGGAUGUCAAACGUACUGCAGAAAGACCACGGACUCGACGGUCAGUGGUCUUUGCCCCACGGAUUGCUCGGCGCUUUUCUCUACUAGUUUUCUGCCUGACGUUGCCAUGA
This is a messenger RNA of Angiostrongylus costaricensis, 678 nucleotides long. The record is from the annotation of a GenBank genome assembly. NCBI's taxonomy places the organism in Eukaryota, Metazoa, Nematoda, Chromadorea, Rhabditida, Metastrongylidae.